UCGUCGAACUCUCAACCCAGACCAGAGCAGCGGCGAUAACUCGGCGGCUCCACCGCUCGCAGGGGAGAAGCACCCGAGAGAGGCGUUCCUCCGAAUCCGCUCGGGAAGAAGAAGGCGAGAGGGCGGGCCACCAUGAGGCGCUCCUCCAAGAAGUCGUCGUCGUCCGCCGCGGCCGGUGAGGAACAAGUAAAUGAAAAACCAAACAGAAAAAGAAAAGGAGUCAGUACAAAUCUGACCAGCGGGAAAGCACAACGUGGUCCCACUAAAGCUGUUUCCAAGGAAGUAGAACGGAUUGACCAACUUUUCUAUACUUAUGCCGACAGCUCAUCCGGCAUGAUUGACCCAGAAGGCAUUGAAACACUUUGCUCUCAUCUUGAUGUUCCCCAUACCGAUGUUCGGAUUCUGAUGUUAGCAUGGAAAAUGGGCUGUGAAAAGCAAGGUUAUUUUACUCUGGAUGAGUGGAGAACUGGCAUGAAAGCUCUGCGAGCUGAUAGUAUUAGUAAGCUGAAGAAGGCGUUCCCGGAACUGACACAAGAAGUUACAAGGCCUACUAAUUUCCAGGAUUUCUAUCAGUUUGCUUUCCGUUAUUGCCUCACAGAGGAUAAGAAGAAGUGUAUUGAAAUACCAGUUGCUUGUGAGUUGCUGAAUCUAGUAUUAGGCUUGCAGUUCCGCCCCCAAGUCGAGAAACUUAUUAAUUACCUCAAGUACCAAAACGAGUACAAGGUUAUAAACAUGGAUCAGUGGAUGGGAUUUCUUCGGUUCUGCAAUGAGAUAAACUUCCCAUCGCUUGACAAUUAUGAUGAAGACCAAGCCUGGCCUUUAAUUUUAGACAACUUCGUUGAAUGGUUAAGAGCAAAUAAAAAUUAGCUCCCUUAUAUUCAAGGGGUUGUGGAGAUGUCAUCCAGAAGUAAUACUCAGGAAUCACAUUGGAGGCUUUUGAAGGGUGCAGAUCCAGCGGGUUUGUGAGUGCUGCUUUUGAAGUCUGGUUUCAGGAAUCGUCAACCGCCUUGUAUUUUGCUUUUUUGCAUUUUUGAUUCUAGAAACAGUUUGCAGGGCCGCUAUCUAGAAAUUUUGGAUGCUUGUGAAUGCUCUAUUGCUACUAUUGCAUGCAAUGGGUUCUUAGGUGUAUAGUUAUCAGAGCAUGCAAGCUUGCAGGAAGUCUUGAAUGAAUGGCACGUGUUGGGUGUGGUUUAUUUGUUA
Molecule: messenger RNA, 1200 nt
Organism: Lolium rigidum
Lineage: Eukaryota; Viridiplantae; Streptophyta; Magnoliopsida; Poales; Poaceae
Product: DCN1-like protein 4
Exons: 11
Coding region: 133-867 (244 amino acids)
Biological process (GO): positive regulation of ubiquitin-protein transferase activity; protein neddylation
Cellular component (GO): ubiquitin ligase complex
Molecular function (GO): cullin family protein binding; ubiquitin-like protein binding; ubiquitin conjugating enzyme binding
Source: RefSeq, a predicted model, not a curated record